Messenger RNA from Theileria parva strain Muguga, 330 nucleotides. Its product is annotated as putative integral membrane protein. Lineage: Eukaryota; Apicomplexa; Aconoidasida; Piroplasmida; Theileriidae. The transcript is spliced from 3 exons. The record is from RefSeq and is a predicted model, not a curated record. The coding region runs from base 45 to 317 and encodes 90 amino acids.
UUUAUAUUGAGUUAUUGUUAUUUUUCGUCAUACACCAUCAUCUCAUGUUCAUUAUAUAUUAUUUUAAAAUGACUUUUCUCAGAUUUUAUUCAAAAUUUAUAAAGAACACUUCUGGAACUUUAUCUCCCAGAUUUCAUUUUAAUCGUAAUAUGUCAACAAACGUCGAGAAAUUCCAUAACGCCAGUCCAAGACUACCACUUUUAUACUAUAAAGCAUCUAAGCGCGCAAUGGAAUCUAUCAAUCACAGAGUUUUCUAUGCAAAUUGGAUUUUUGUUUUUGCGGCGUACGACCUAUUCACAACUUUUGUAGACUUUUAAUUUUUCAACUUAA